This is a messenger RNA of Lactuca saligna, 690 nucleotides long. Lineage: Eukaryota; Viridiplantae; Streptophyta; Magnoliopsida; Asterales; Asteraceae. The record is from the annotation of a GenBank genome assembly.
CCCAAAUACACCGAAGCGUGUCAACAUUUCGUAUCAAAAAUAGGCCUCAACCCUUACCCUUAUAUACCAAGCAUCAAUUCAGAUCAUCCCUCUCGCAAACCCUAGCCGCGCCUUGCAGAUUAGUGUUCUCAGCAGCAAUCAACAAUGGCGGAAGUGGAGGUUGAUGUCGCAGCUGCCGGAGUGCCCAAGAAGAGGACGUUCAAGAAGUUCAGUUUCAGGGGAGUUGAUCUCGACGCUCUCCUUGACAUGUCUACCGAUGAGCUUGUCAAGCUCUUCACUGCUCGUGCUCGCAGAAGGUUUCAGAGAGGUUUGAAGAGGAAGCCGAUGGCUUUGAUCAAGAAGCUUCGCAAGGCUAAACGGGAGGCGCCAGCUGGUGAGAAGCCUGAGUUGGUGAAGACUCACCUGAGGAACAUGAUCAUUGUUCCAGAGAUGAUCGGAAGCGUUGUCGGAGUUUACAACGGGAAGACAUUCAAUCAGAUUGAAAUUAAGCCGGAGAUGAUUGGUCAUUACCUUGCUGAGUUUUCAAUUUCAUACAAGCCAGUUAAGCAUGGAAGACCCGGUAUUGGUGCUACACACUCUUCCAGACCUUUUAAACCAAAUGUUGCAUCUAGAAUCAUCAUCAUCAUCUACUUUUUGAAUGAAUUUGAGGCCUAUAUAGAUUGUGCUAUGACAAUGCCUUCUGUUGCAUAG